CUCUCAACAAUGUGUGCCAACUUAGACUAAACUCUCACCAUGAAUAUCCACGCUGGACUGGCAGCCCUGAUGCUUGUGCUGACUCUUGGUGGUCAAGUUCACACAGGAAGAAUCAUUGGAGGACGUGUGGCGAAAGCACAUAGCAGGCCGUACAUGGCACUUGUGAAGCAUGGCUCUGAGGAAUACUGCGGAGGAUUUCUUCUAAAUGAGGAUUUUGUCAUGACAGCAGCCCACUGCCAAGACAGCUCGUACACAGUCCUAUUAGGACUUCACAAUGCCUUUAAUCAACAUGAGGUACAGAGUGUAUCUGUGAAACAAUCAUUCCCACAUAAAGACUACAACAAAACAGAUUAUAGCCAUGACAUAAUGCUUCUUAAGCUGAGCUCCAAGGUAAAAUUCAACGAUCAUGUGGCACCCAUUUCUAUGGCGGCUCAAAGUAAGGAUCUGCCAAACGCUCUGCCAAAGUCCUGUUCAGUCUCAGGCUGGGGAAGAAACAAGAGCAGCGAAUAUUUGUCUGUGGUACUCAAGGAAGCCAAUGUCACCCUGAUUCAAAAUAAGAACUGUGAAAAGCAAAACCUGUACUGCUCUGAAGGAGAGCCGAGACCAGCUGAGGGAGAUUCUGGGGGACCAUUGGUCUGUGAGGAUGGGAAAGCAUACGGGGUGGUGUCCACUGAAUCCAAACCUUUCGAUGGCCAAGUGAUCGUUUCUUACACAAAGAUUUCUAACUAUGGGAGCUGGAUCAAUGCAAACCUGAAAAAUUGUUUGAAGUUUGGAGUAGACACUGGCGGUGUCUACUACUAUAAACACUUCCUUUUCCUUCUGAUAAAAGGAAGCAUUCAAAGACUGUACGUGUCAGUGAUGUGUGUCAUUGCUCCUCAGGAACUUGACUCGACUGAUCUCACCAUGACUAUCAACUUUAAACUGGUGAUACUGAUACUUGCACUGAAUCUCAGUGGUCAAGUUCAUACAGGUGAAAUCAUUGGUGGUAAACCGGUUGCACUGCACGGCAGGCCAUACAUGGUGCUGGUGGAGACACAUAUGCAGAUUGGAAAACCAUCAUACUGUGGUGGCUUCAUUCUGAACGCAGAAUUUGUGAUGACUGCUGCACAUUGCCAACCCAAUCAUUUCAGGUCCCACACAGUCUGGCUUGGAUUUAACAACUACGGUAACAGAAAGAUGAGCAUACCUGUGGAGAAACCAUUUCCACAUAACGACUUCAAUGCAACUGAUUGCAGAAAUGACAUGAUGCUACUCAAAUUAAGCUCCAAGGUCAAUUUUAGCCAAGAUGCACGUCCUAUUGCGCUGGCAGGUGAAGACAACGCCUUGCUGCCAACAUCAUGUUCAGUCUCCGGCUGGGGAAGCACAAACUCGAGUGACAAACGUAUGUCUCAUGUACUCAUGGAAGCCAAUGUCACAAUCAUUGCCAGUGAGGAGUGUCCUAAGGAAAACUCCUACUGCUCUAAGGGGGAGACUGGACCAUAUGAAGGAGACUCUGGGGGUCCAUUGGUCUGUGAAGAUGGGAAGGCAUACGGAGUUGUGUCUACCGGUCAGGAAUCUGGUCAGCUCCUCCGUAGCUACACUAAGAUUCCUGAUUACAGAAGCUGGAUCGACAAGAUCAUGGCGAAUCCUGAAAACGCUUUAAUACUUGGCUGAUCUAAUUACAACAUGUGAAUAUAUCUGUUUGUGUAACAGUGGGGAGCUAGAAGUUGAGUCUGUUACAAUUAAAUGAGAUGACCAACAUUUUUAUUUUUUUUAUUUUACAUAUGUUGAAUGAGUCUUACUCAGUUGCUUUGAAAAUAUUUUAUCAAAAUUAGCUCAGCUUUUAUAAUUAAAUAUCUGUUGAGACUUCCUGUUGUUUGGUAGAUGUGAUCUCCUGCUAUGCAACAUUAUAUGGUUAAAUACAUUACUGCUUUGUUCAUCUUUUUUCUUUUUAAUCUUGUCAAAAUAACGGUUUCAUUUAAGUUUGUUUUGUCAUGACUUUUAAAACAAGGAACUGUUGCUCUCUUUCCAUGAUCUCUAAUAAUGAAAUAAAAUCAACAAAAAAGACAA
This is a messenger RNA of Labrus bergylta (ballan wrasse), 2049 nucleotides long. RefSeq names its product granzyme E. The record is from RefSeq and is a predicted model, not a curated record. Gene Ontology annotation, molecular function: serine-type endopeptidase activity. Lineage: Eukaryota; Metazoa; Chordata; Actinopteri; Labriformes; Labridae. Gene Ontology annotation, biological process: proteolysis.